CCGGCCUACGUCUAGUGGUGCCCUCGGGUCCCCGUACAAAUAAAUCUCCAGCAAAUUGCUCAACCAACGAUCGCUUUCUGCCCACUGCAGACGAACGAACUAUGGCGCUGUGUCAAAACCGCCUGCACGAGGAGCGAAAGCAGUGGCGCAAAGACCACCCCUUCGGCUUCUUUGCCCGACCGCAAAAGAAUUCCCAGGGUGUGCUCGAUCUGAAAGUUUGGGAGUGCGGAAUCCCCGGCAAAGAGAAGACGAUCUGGGAAGGGGGCCUAUUCAGAAUGACGGUCACGUUCCCCGAUGAAUAUCCCACGAAACCUCCCAAGUGCAAAUUUGUACCCCCUCUCUUCCAUCCUAAUGUCUACCCAUCGGGUACCGUCUGCCUCUCUAUCCUGAACGAGGAGGAGGCCUGGAAGCCGGCUAUUACGGUCAAGCAGAUUCUUCUCGGCGUACAGGACCUGCUCAACGACCCCAACCCCGAGUCACCUGCCCAGGCGGAAGCUUAUAACCUUUUCAAGAAGGAUCGAGCCGAGUACGACCGCAGAGUAAAGCGUACGGUGCGCGAGAAUGCCGCACCAUGAACAGCCCAAGCCCCCCAAAGCUACAAUAUAGUGGAGGCGACAUUUAUCUGAGAGAAAUGGGUGACUUGCCGGGAAGAAUUAAGGAGUUUAUGGGAUACCAUAGUGGCUUGCAGGAUGCUUGGCGUUUACACGGCAAAAAGCGGCGGAGCGUCUUGUCCUCGGAGCUGCUAGUAGGCAGCAUGGUGUGGGUAUGGGUUCAGGGCAAACAGGGAAAGAAACCGGGGAUCGUGAUGUCCGACAUGGGGGUGGCUCAACCCAACGAGCGGCAUGAUGGCAAUUAGCAAUGGAGUCUGGGCAGAUUCCCCCGCAACGGCCGGAUCUGCAGAGCUGGCUG
Lasiosphaeria miniovina is the source of this 909-nucleotide messenger RNA. Its product is annotated as ubiquitin-conjugating enzyme/RWD-like protein. Gene Ontology annotation, molecular function: SUMO conjugating enzyme activity. Gene Ontology annotation, biological process: protein sumoylation. The record is from RefSeq and is a predicted model, not a curated record. Gene Ontology annotation, cellular component: nucleus. Bases 102 to 575 code for a protein of 157 amino acids. The transcript is spliced from 4 exons. NCBI's taxonomy places the organism in Eukaryota, Fungi, Ascomycota, Sordariomycetes, Sordariales, Lasiosphaeriaceae.